AUGCUGUUUCUAAAACGAGAACUUGUGUUGGCUAUAACGCGAUUCCAUCAGUAUGCGGAGGAGUAUGCAUCAACGCCACAUGAUUGUUUCAUGAGCUUUGUCCUAAGCAUGUGCAAUGUUAGCGCUGAAAGAGUCUCCAUGCCUGCAUCACAUGAUCAUUUUGCAGACUUUAUGGUGAAGCGCUUUCUGCGAGAGGUACGUGCAGACGAGAAGCAUGCAAUGGCAUUUCCUCCCAAAGUGAAAAAAUUAAUUGACAAAGAACGCUUCAACUUAGAUCAAAUUGGAUUUGAAGAAGUGGAGAAUGAUGGCAAGCUGUCCUUUGAUGAGUUCAAGGCUUACUUUAUAGAUGGAGUCCUGAAUUCAGAAGAGAUGCAUGAAUUGUUUCGUACCAUUGAUAGCAAUAACACCGACAAUCUCAACAUUGAAGAAAUAUGUGAGUACUUUUCUCAACAUUUAGGAGAGUAUGAGAAUGUACUGGCUGCACUGGAGGAUUUGAAUAUUUCCAUUUUAAAGGCAAUGGACAAAACAAAGAAAGAUUACCAAGGCUCAUGUAACCUGGAACAGUUUGUGACUCGUUUUCUGCUGAAGGAAACAGUGAACCAACUCCAGUCUUUACAGAAUUCCUUGGAAUGUGCCAUGGAAACUACGGAAGAGCAGACACGCCAGGAAAGGCGGGGUCCAGUGAAACCAGAGGUCUUGUCAAUUAAUUGGUCAGGCAAGCGGUCCAGUCGAAGGCUUCAGAGAACUAAUAGUCUGUCUCCAAACAAUACAAAUUUCAGCAUCUUGAACUCAGCCAUCCAUGCAGAUGAGGACUUCCAGUGGAUGACCCAGAUAAACAGGCUUCAGAAGCUAAUUGACCGCCUGGAGAAGAAGCAUAUUCUAAUUGUUCAGCGACAAAUGUCUAUACUAGAAGAGGAACUAGAGGAAUUCCGUCUAGCUUUGAGGCAGUAUGUGGUAUCUGCAACUGCACAAACAGGAUGUUUGCACAUUUCUGUGCAGAAAAUUUCAGCUGAAUCGUGUUUUACACUUUAUGAAUUCUGGGAAAAUACCAAUCUUUGGAAAAACCACAUCCAGACUAAUUACAACAAAACCUUUCAGAGAAGUAAUGUAGAUUUCCUGGACACCCCAGAACUAAUAACAACAAUGCUUGUGCCUGCAUCAUGGUGGGUUCUGAAUAAUAACUGA
Molecule: messenger RNA, 1185 nt
Organism: Rhincodon typus (whale shark)
Lineage: Eukaryota; Metazoa; Chordata; Chondrichthyes; Orectolobiformes; Rhincodontidae
Gene: necab1
Product: N-terminal EF-hand calcium binding protein 1
Exons: 12
Coding region: 1-1185 (394 amino acids)
Biological process (GO): regulation of amyloid precursor protein biosynthetic process
Cellular component (GO): cytoplasm
Molecular function (GO): calcium ion binding
Source: RefSeq, a predicted model, not a curated record